AUGGCUGCCAGUUUAUCUGAGCUCCCAAGUAUCGCCGAAAUCGAAGCCUCAACCGACCUCCUCAGCGACCCCUGCCGAUCCGUCAAGGUCGUCCGCGUAAGAGAGCGCUUCGCCGUGAAAGUAGGCCUCACCAUCGCGCCGCUCGAAGCCGAGAACAGGAAGUUUGUGGCUGCGAAUACCAACAUCCUAGUUCCAAAAGUCCACGCUGAUUUCAUCGAUCCCGAUACCCGAAAACGGUACAUCAUCAUGGAUCAUCUCCCCGGCACCGAUCUGGAGAAGUUAGCGCCAUCCCUUUCGGAAGCCCAGAAGAAAACAGUGGGAAAACGCAUUCGAGAAGCACUAGACGAGGUGCGACGGAUUCCUUCCCCGGGUUACUUGGGGAACUUGAACCGUAUGCCUUACUACGAGGGUGUGCUGUCUACCCUUGAUAAUGACCCGAGAAUAUCAGGGCCGUUUGAGAACGAAGAUCAAUUCAACAAAGGCCUCUUGAAAGCCCUAGGGCAAAGGGAGUCGCCGCAUUACGUUCGUUUACUCACUGCACCCAUCCAACAUACGCUCAGUGGACACAAAACGGUCUUCGUCCAUGGGGAUCUCCAACCGAAAAAUGUGAUUGUUGAACAACACGGAGCGUGCGAGGAUGGAAGUCCAGAUUAUCGGAUUACACUGAUUGACUGGAGCAUGGCGGGAUGGUAUCCUGAAUACUGGGACUACUGCAAUUCAACGGUCUACUGCCAAGCAAGACCCGCGUGGCUUGAACUGGUCCCGCAUAUCUUCGAUGAGUAUCCAUUGGAGUACCUCAUGAUGCGGAUUUUCUACACGUCGAUGUUCUACUGA
Aspergillus mulundensis is the source of this 834-nucleotide messenger RNA. RefSeq names its product aminoglycoside phosphotransferase family protein. Lineage: Eukaryota; Fungi; Ascomycota; Eurotiomycetes; Eurotiales; Aspergillaceae. The coding region runs from base 1 to 834 and encodes 277 amino acids. The record is from RefSeq and is a predicted model, not a curated record. The transcript has a single exon.